Messenger RNA from Bursaphelenchus okinawaensis, 2524 nucleotides. NCBI's taxonomy places the organism in Eukaryota, Metazoa, Nematoda, Chromadorea, Rhabditida, Aphelenchoididae. The record is from the annotation of a GenBank genome assembly.
AUGAUUAACUACAAUGGUCUGCGAACAGAUUAUGUCAGAUACUACAAUGCUGAUUAUUUGAAGAAGCUUAAAAAACCUAAAGCACGGUUACGAUGUAAGCUACGUACUCGUUUAUUCGACCGGUAUUUUGGCGGUAGUGAGGUUCAUGGUCUUUUACUUGCUUUUAGUGUAAGUUUUUGUAUUUUUGACCACUUUAAAAUUAAGAAAAAAAGUUUUGAAAUUAAAAAAAAUGAAAAAAAUUUUUUAAUUUUUAAAAAUUGGAAUGUUUAGAAAGAAAUAACACGGCCAUAUCAGGUUGUUUGGAUAAUAUUUUUAUUGGUCACAACUAUCAUAUCAGCUAUUACUACUAGGACUACUAUUCAUGAGUUUUAUGAGCAUCAAACCGCUACUUCUUUCACGAUUAAACAGGUAGGUAACUGACUAUUUCAGAUUUAACUAUAUUUGUUAUUCUACCAUACUUUCCAUUACCCUACUUUAUCAUACAAUAACCUACGUUGUCUUACUUUACUUUACUCUACCAUACUCUGUCUUACCCUAUCUUACUGUAGUCUAUUCUAACCUAUCUUUCUCUACCCUACAUUACCCUAUUCCACAUUAUCUUAUCAUGCCCUACCCUAGCUUACCUUAUUGUACUUCACUUUACUACUACUGAGUUCUACCUUGUCUUAUUAAUACUUUCUUAUUCUAAUUAGCUUUACCUUACUUUACGUGUCCUGUAAGCUAUAUUUACUAGCUACUUUACUGUGCUAUAUUCCAUCAUAGUUUACUCUACUGUGUCUGACUCUACGGUAAUGUAUCAUACUUUACUUUGCAUUACUUUGGCAUUUUCUAUCUGUACCUAUCAUGCUCUACAUUACUUUUCUACCUUGUCUCUUCCGCUUUCUUUGUUCUACUUUACUAUAUCUUGAUUUACGGCACAUAACUAUCUAAAUUUACAUCUUCCAGGUCCUAGCCCUAGACUACCCAUCUCUAAUAGUAUGUCCAAAGAACCCGGAUGCCCUGAGAGUAGAUGAUGCAGUAGCCGAACUUCGCCAAGUUUUUCCAAAAUUAUCAAAGGAAUCAGCUGAAUUGAUAAUAGCGUAUGCUAUAGCAGAUGCUGGUUUUGCUAACAUGGACAAGAAGUUGGGUCAUUUGACUGACGAACAUCACAAAAAGCUUGGUUAUUACUUGAAACAGUUCAAAGAGAAGACCAAGGUCAACGAUGUUCAUGUUUAUAUCUUCAAGAAGUAUGGAUAUAAGUGCGAAGAUGUAGGUUUUGGGACUUAAAGUGGAGUUUAAAUACUAUUUUUGAUUAUAUCUAGACUUGAAGGUUAACAUUUAUAUGCCAAGACAUAUUGAUGUAGUUAUUAAGAUACGUGAAAGCCAAAUUUUAAACAUUUCAGCUCUUCACAUACUGCCGAGUAGCCAAGACAGAAAUACCGUGUUGUGAUGUGUUUGAAGAACAUUAUUUGAUGCUACGUGGCAGAUGUUUCCGGCUGAAGAAGUGGAAUAUGACGCAGGUAGACCCGGAUGACAGGGGAAGCUUUCAUGUCAGAAUGAAACAAUUAGAUGCACCACUAACUGCUAGUAAUAGGAAGCAGGUAAGGAUACUACUAGCUUUAGACUUUGAUCUAGGUUUACCUCUAGCUUCAGCCAUAGUUCUAUUUUCAGAUGUAGUUUUAGCCUUAGCUGUAGCUUUAGUUCUAGCUUUAGCUUUAACUUUAGACCUAGUUUACCAAUAGAUUUAGUCUUAUCUCUAGCUAUAGCCUUUGCUAUUGUCUUUGUUUUAACCCUAAUCUGCGCUCUUGCUUUUGACUUAUUCUCAACUUUAAAUCUAACUUCAGCCUCAAGCUUAGCCUAAACUUUAGUCUUUAGCGAUAUUCCUACUCUUAUUUCCAGCCUCAAGUAAUAGCUUACCUAACCCAGCCAGGCCGUGAAAUCUCAACCUACCCUCGCUUCUACAUCAACUACCGCUCAUACAACGUGAUCAAAUGUAAAAUGAGAAGAAUCAAAAUGUUGGAUUCGAACAAAUAUUGUAUAGCAGACGCGGAUUAUGGUGGUAGAGACGACUGUUACAUUCGGAAAUGGCUGUAUCAUAGACUUAUUGUACCUUUAAAUUGUACUGUGUUUUACAUGAAGGACAAGAAUGAUCAGCACCAACUAUGUCCAGUCGGUUUGGUGGCUUCGAAUUACGAAAAUAUUCAGAAUUUGACUAUUGAUGACUCGGAUGUAAGUUUGGUUUUGGUUUUUCGUUUUUUUUGUAUGGUAAUGUGAACUAUGGCAGGGAUUUUUGAAAAACGAAAAAAUUUUUCAUUUUGAAAAAAAAAUUUAAAAUGUAAAAUACGAACAUCUGACUACGGCUUUAAAAUAAAUGUUAAACUUAACCUUACAGUGCCUACCAGCUUGUGCUAGAAAUGAUAUCACCUGUUCACACUCGUUUGACGAAGAUACGCCAACAAGGCAGUACAUAUUCAGCAAGUCUUUCCCGGAUUUUCAAAUUGAAUUUGGUUUCAGCGAUCUGGAGGUAAUGCUUUGUUCAGUUUAA